Molecule: messenger RNA, 2053 nt
Organism: Rubroshorea leprosula
Lineage: Eukaryota; Viridiplantae; Streptophyta; Magnoliopsida; Malvales; Dipterocarpaceae
Source: the annotation of a GenBank genome assembly
UAUCUUUCUCUUCUUUCUCUCUCUUGUUCCUCAGCCGCGGAGCGCCGUAAAUGACGCGAUCCCUAUAGCUACGGUUUCUCCUCUUUCUCUGUAGGGUUUUUGCUGGCGGAAAUGCGCCCCAAGGAUCGAAUUUCCUACUUUUACGACGGAGAUGUUGGGAGUGUGUACUUUGGACCCAAUCAUCCCAUGAAGCCGCACAGGCUUUGCAUGACCCACCAUUUAGUUCUUGCAUAUGACCUUCACAAGAAAAUGGAGAUUUAUCGACCCCAUAAGGCAUACCCUGUUGAGCUGGCUCAAUUCCAUUCAUCAGACUAUGUUGAGUUCCUAAAUCGUAUAAGACCAGACACCCAGCACUUGUUCUCAAAUGAACUGCGAACAUAUAAUCUUGGAGAAGACUGCCCUGUUUUUGAAAACAUGUUUGAGUUUUGUCAAAUUUAUGCUGGAGGAACAAUAGAUGCUGCACGUAGGUUGAACAAUCAACUCUGUGACAUUGCUAUAAAUUGGGCUGGUGGUUUACAUCAUGCUAAGAAGAGUGAGGCAUCUGGAUUUUGCUACAUCAAUGACUUGGUUUUGGGAAUUUUGGAGCUUCUGAAGCAUCAUGCCCGCAUUUUGUAUAUAGAUAUAGAUGUGCAUCAUGGUGAUGGGGUUGAAGAGGCCUUUUAUUUUACUGACAGGGUGAUGACUGUUAGUUUUCACAAGUAUGGCGAUAUGUUCUUUCCUGGCACUGGUGAUGUGAAGGAUAUAGGAGAAAGAGAAGGAAAGUUUUAUGCCAUAAAUGUCCCACUCAAGGACGGAAUUGAUGACACUAGCUUCACUCGACUAUUUAAGACUCUUAUAUCCAAGGUUGUUGAAAUAUACCAGCCGGGUGCAAUCGUUCUUCAAUGUGGGGCAGAUUCACUGGCUGGAGAUCGUUUGGGCUGCUUCAAUCUCUCAAUUGAAGGACAUGCUGAAUGUGUUAGGUUUGUCAAGAAAUUCAAUUUGCCCUUACUGGUAACUGGAGGUGGAGGAUACACCAAAGAAAAUGUUGCACGUUGUUGGACUGUUGAAACAGGAGUUCUUUUAGAUACAGAACUUCCUAAUGAGAUCCCAGAAAAUGAGUAUAUCAAAUAUUUUGCACCAGACUGCUUGUUGAAGAUACCAAAUGGGCACAUUGAGAAUUUAAAUAGCAAAUCAUAUCUUAGUACGAUCAAAAUGCAGGUGUUAGAAAAUCUUCGUUCCAUCCAACAUGCUCCAAGUGUUCAGUUGCAAGAGGUUCCACCAGACUUCUACAUUCCUGAUUUUGAUGAAGAUGAGCAAAAUCCUGAUGAACGAAAUGAUCAGCACACCCAAGACAAGCAAAUCCAGCGUGAUGACGAAUAUUACGAUGGAGACAACGAUAAUGAUCAUAAUAUGGAUGUCGGCUGAAGUUAACCAUAGGUUCUUGUCUUGGCAGCAUCAGCUUGUAACAUGGAGGAUACAGUAAUCAGAUUCAGCAACUCAAAGCUUACACCUUAUGAAUGAGGGGACAUGGACUUCUGCGCCGUUAAUGGUUCAUUGUGUUUUGUGGACUUCACUUUACUCUAUAUAUAUAUAUAUGUUUGAUACAUCAAAGAAGUUAGUUGCUGAGAGCAUAAGCGUGUGAAUUUUCGAACUCAACCUUAAACUAAGGUUUUUUUAAGUUAGUCUUAAUUCAGUCAAGCUCUUGUUUGUUCUGCUCAGUUUAUAUUUGUGCACGGAAAAUGGUCUUCUUUGCCACGAUGAUUGAGCGAGCAAUGGGUUCUUUAGAAGAUCAAAUUUUUGUCAAUUUCUCGAAGGUUGAGAUUCUGGCAUUUACUUUUUGUUGUUUUGCAUGUUUCCUGUUCGGUGGUUUUCAUUUGAUCUGUUACUUUGAUUUGGGUUUCUCUCUUUUUUUCAUUUAUUCUUUCUUGACUUCGCCAUUGUUGGCUUGGUGUUUGAAUGGAUCUGGGGUUCUGCAAGUUGUUGAACUUGGAUUUCAAGGAGAAAGUUUGUUGAGGAGAGACAAAAGUGCAUCUGUAUAUGUUCAAGAUAAUGACAACAAAUUUGAAUCUGAUUU